Messenger RNA from Dimorphilus gyrociliatus, 910 nucleotides. NCBI's taxonomy places the organism in Eukaryota, Metazoa, Annelida, Polychaeta, Dinophilidae. The record is from the annotation of a GenBank genome assembly.
UAUGACCUUGUUGGGAAUUAGUUCUCAAGAUGAGGCAAGAUUUAUAAGCUAUGCUGUAAUUUCAAAAACUGCUGGUAUGGAUGUUCCAGAUGAAAAAUCACUAUCGCAAUCUCUAAAAGUCCCUUUGGGUGUGAAAGAUGCAAAGGAUACCUUAAAUACAGAUAAUGUACCUUUAAAUGUAAUUGGUAUGUGGAUGAUAUAUCCUCAAGGAUGCAAAAUAAGUACAGUUUUUGAACCGGCAUUUAGCUGGAAUAAAGAAAAAUGUAUGUACCUAUCAGCUUAUGAAAAUAUGAUUUAUUACGGUUUUAAAGCAAUUAAAUGCUCUAAAUUAUUAUUCACUAAUGUUAUUUGCGAAUAUAGAAAGGGUUUUCAAGGCGUAGAACUUGUCGGAAAUUUGAUUCAUAAUAAUAUAAUAAAUACAAAGAACGAUUCUAAGUUCUCAUUCAAAUGUGAAAUUGAUGAAUUUUUUAUAAAUGUUAAAUACAAAUGCGACGGUCAGAACGAUUGUUUUGAUGGUUCUGAUGAAAGUAAUUGUCCCGUUAUACAUUAUUAUAAUUGCGAUAAUGAUACAAAAAGGAUUACGGUUGGUCAAAUUUGCGAUAACAUAAGAGAUUGUAAAGAUAAUUUUGAUGAGAAAAAUUGUUUAGAAAAAGAAGAUUGUAAUCUUCAGAUAAACUAUAAAUGCAAGAACAAUGAAUGUGUGUCAAGAUCAAGUGUAUGCGAUAAAAUUAGAGACUGUAUGGAUAAUUCAGAUGAGGAAAACUGUUAUCAACCUUACUAUGAGAAUAUAUUUGCUCGAGAUUAUAUUUAUUGCAAUGACGGAAAAUACCAUGAAAUUGAGGCCACUUGUGACAAAAGAUACGAUUGCGAAGAUAGAAGUGACGAAGAUCUUAGACAUUGCACAAGUUAG